CGGUUUUUUGAGAGUAGGUGUGAAUUGUAAAAUAUCGCUGUGAGUGUGUGUAUGCUUGUAAAAAAGUUACAGCAACAAGAAAUUGGUGUAAAUGAAAACAUUCUAAGAGAAUAACGAAAAUUCAUUACAAUUGCCUAUGCAGUUUCGCACGUGUUUUCGCAAUAGAGAAAAAUAGUUGGCAAAAAGUAUAAAAUUGAUUUCUUAUUUUUGGGUAAUACAGUGCCAAUAAGCGCGGCCAUUUUUUCUUUGCGUAGUUUUUUGUGGGCAGUACUUGCAUGUGUGUGCGUACUUUUCGUAAUUCAUGCGACGGUGUGCCGAAAACAAAGGAUGAAUGUAGAAGAAAAUUAAAGAAAAAAUUGUGUUGAAGGAGGAGCGGUAAAAAAUAACAACAAUAAGUAGUGUCGGUUGUGUUUUCAUUUGCACUGUGACUUGUGUUGGUACGUACAUACAUACAUAUGUGCGCACUGACCGUAGUUGUUGAAUGCUGUGAAAGUGAAGAAGAGUAGGUAUAGAAAUUGUUAUAAACAACAGCACCCACAUCAGUGCUUAUUCGUAAACAUUGUACAAAAACUAUGAAAAAAUUGCAAAUACUAAACAAAAUAAAUAAUGCAAUAACAGCUACAUUGGAAAAUUGAUAAUUAUCACUUCGGUAGCGCGAAAAUAUUUUAAAACGUAGAAAACAAAGUCGCGAAAAACUCACUACUUAGUUGCGGCUUUAAAAAAGUAAAUAAUACUGAUGCGAUUGUGCCAUUGUGUCAAAUCGUUCGAAUAGAUAAAAAACGAUAAAAGUUCUCAUAAUUGCAAUUGUGCAUGAAACAUUAAUUAUACUUGGUGAACGAACAAUUGAUGUAAAUAUAAAAGUUCGCGCCAACCCUUGGUCUGAGACAAUUGAGCUGCUGCUGCUAUUAUUAAAAUAUAAAUUGCGCUGACAUCGGCGGUUAUCGAAUUGACGAAAUUAAUUGGCUGGCGCCAUCAUUCGAUCAAAAAAUACGCGAAACAAAAUUUGCUGCAGUUUUUUACCAACCACUCUUCGCAUAACACUCCUACCACAUAACGGCUUCAACUGACGGCUGCGUAACGCACACAUUAUACUAUUACAACAAUACUGCAGCGGUGUGACACACAACGCCGCGUUCAAAGAAAUGGCCGAAUUACCCGCUCCCCCAAGUGAUUAUCUCCACCGUUCGAUCGAUCAGCUGCGUUCGAUGAACGAACGCAAUGUCCUCUCCUCACUAAGCCAUCAUCUGACGCCGGUGGAAUUGCGCAAUGCCGCACAGUUGGCGGCACACGAUUACAAACCAUUUAAUAUCAAUGAAUUUCGUCAGAAUGUUGAGCGUUUAGAUUAUUCGUUGAAGAAUGGCCUUAUACACCAACAACAGCAGUUGCUCGCUGAUCAUCAGCAGCAGCAGCAACAACUCCAACAACAGCAAGCGCAUGAACAACAACAGCAGCAACAUCAUCAGCAACAGCAACAACAACAGGCGGCUCAUCAACAGCAGCAGCAGCAGCAACAACAACAACAGCACCAACAGCUGCAGCUUAAACAAUCGUAUAGUCCGCCAAAUUCACCGGCCACACCCACCAUGACCGAACAACCCGAGCAGAAGUAUGAUCCACAUGCUGCUGCUGUCGAACAACAACAACAACAACAGCAACAACACACCGUCAAUCAGAAGCAACAACGUAACCAACAAGGCUCCCCUGAAGGCCGUGACGCCAAGCCCUACAAAUGCACGCAAUGCACAAAAACCUUCGCUAAUUCCUCCUACCUCUCACAACACACCCGCAUCCAUCUGGGCAUCAAGCCAUAUCGUUGUGAGAUCUGCCAACGCAAAUUCACACAGCUGUCGCACCUGCAACAACACAUUCGCACACAUACCGGGGAUAAACCAUACAAGUGCCGCCAUGCCGGCUGCCCCAAAGCCUUCUCGCAACUCUCCAAUCUGCAAUCGCACUCUCGUUGCCAUCAAACGGACAAACCAUUUAAAUGUAACUCCUGCUACAAAUGCUUCACCGACGAAUUAACGCUGCUCGAGCACAUACCCAAACACAAAGACUCGAAGCACUUGAAGACGCACAUCUGCAACCUGUGUGGCAAGUCGUACACACAGGAGACCUACCUGCAGAAGCAUUUGCAAAAACACGCCGAAAAGGCGGAGAAGCAACAGCAACGACAGGCCAGCGCAACAAGUAAUGCGCAACACCAUGUGCCUGCCGGCGGUAUCGGCCUCAAUUUGCAGCGACAGGUGGUGAUGAAUGCUGCCGCAGCGGCCGCAACUAGUGAUCCCAAUUCGUAUUGGGCGAAAAUGGGUGCUGAUAGUGGCGUGAAUGCUGCGACACUCGCUGAAGCUAUACAACAGCAACAGCAGCAAGCUGCCGCCGCAGCAGCAGCAGCCGCAGCGGCUGCGCAACAGCAGCAACAACAUGCUCAGAAUGGCUACAACUUUGCGACGCUGCAACAGCACCAACAACAGCAACAGCAGGAGCUACUGCAACACCAUCAGCGGCUGGUGAAUGGUGGAGCGGGCAGUGGUGGGGAUAGCGCUGGCAGCGGCAACACGCCGAAUCACUCACACUCGCCCAACGAUGAGGGUGAGGACUUGGUGAUGCGUCAAACUCCCCAACAUCAUCUGCAUCAGCAGCAGCAACAACAGCAACAACAACAACAUCAGCAUCAACAGUCACACUCACCCAAUCCACUUCUAAUGGGCAAUGCAGCAGCUGCAGCAGCGGCGGCGGCGGCGGCCGCAGCCAACUACGACGUGAAAACAACCAGCGCCUUCACGCCCAUCAACACGGCGCCACCACAUUUGAAUGCGCUGUCUGCACAACAACGUCCACCCGCUGCAGCGUACCUGUAUCAGCAGAAUGCCGCCGCAGCCGCCGCUUUCCCAACACAACUUAUCUCAUUGCACCAGAUACGCAACUAUGCACAUCAGCCCAGCGCAGCGGCAGCAGCGGGGCUAUUGGCCAGCGAUCACCUGCUCGGUUUGACCGGUGUAACCGCGGGCGGUGCCGGCAAAGAUAAGGGUCAAUAGUACGCCGCACUGCACAGCAGUGAUGGCAACAGUAACGGCAGGUAUGGUAAUAAGUUCAAAAAGUCGAAGAAACGGGUACACGAGCGUGCACGUGAUCGCAGUUGAUUUUACUGAGGCGCUUAGGCGCAAGGGCAGAGAGUUAGUUGCCUAUCGGCAGGAGGGCGCGCAACGACCCUAUGCAUGUUUGAUAAAGCGAGCUCCCAGUGCGCACACAUGGGAUGACAGUACUACAACUGCAAUAACAACAUCAAAUACACAACAACAAACAACACUAAAAACUCAGGUUUUAAUGAUAAUUUCAGCAAAGCGGUAAAACGGAGAACGAAAAUUACACAAAAUUUCGAAGAAAUAAAACAUUAGUUAGAAUCAAUUGGAGUAAAACAACAUGUAUAUUUACUAGUGUCUUAGCUCUGCGAAUUUUUCAACGCUACUUCCUCUCAACUUUAUAUUAUGCAGUGAAAUUUCCCAUAACGGACAGUCUUCAUAGUCGGAUAUCUCCCAUAACUGGACAAAUUUGAUGAACACAACGUUUUCAUUAAAAUUUUUAUACAAAACCAUUUCCUAUAACCGGACAUGAGUACGUUCCAAGUACAGGACACGGACACAGUUUUGGUAAUAUUUAGUUAAAAUUAUCUCUGACAAACGGACAAGAUUUUAUAAAAUUUGUCAAGAAUACUGUGUACAAUUCACGGUUUUUAAAAUUCUUAUUAACUUUUUUGGUGUUUUGAGACAGUUUUUUUAAAGAACAAAAUGUAAAAUAAUCACAGCAAACAAAUUGUCUUGCACUGGUGUAAUCUGGUUCGCACUGGCGCAACGGAAACUAAUAAGAUUAUUUUCAUUCAUUCACAGCUGACUGACAUUGGCUCGCAUUUAUUUGUUAAAUAGAAAUAUAGUUCUGAGUUGCAGCUUCUGACGCUAAGAAUACAUUUGAAACACACGUUUUUGUCAAGACCUCAUAAAUAUGUAUAUGGACAGCUCAAUUAGCCGGACAAAAGCACUGCGAUCGUAGGUGUCCGGUUAUAAGAAAUUUCACUGUAUAUGGUUGCUUACAAGUGCAAAUAUGCAUUUGUGUAUGUCUGUAUAAAUGCAAUAGGAUGCCUAAACCUUUUGCACGUUUCUAUGGCAGGUGCUUCUCAUACUCACUUUAUACCUGUAAAUUCACUCGUUUUAUACCAACAUGUUGCUUCUUCUAUUUUUCCUCUCAUUUAUACUACGCCUGCGCGCCUUGACAGUAUACAAAUUCUACAAAUUGUAGUUCAUAAUUAUAGUAAUUAAAAGUAGUUAUCGAUUAGUUACCCGUCUAGCAAUUAGGUAAUCGUAUUAUAGCAAAAGUAGUUUGAUAAGCCGAAUUUACUUUAUUCAGUAAGAAACAGCUAAGGUUAAGAAUUGUGUAAUUACAGACAAAAGUAUAUCAUUGUAUGUAGUUUAUAUACAUUUGUAUGUGUAUGUACAUAUAUUUGAUUUUAGUUUUUUUACCAAAAUAUUUUUUAUGCGGUGUCCAUUUUAAACUUCUUAAAGUUUUGUUAAACAAAAUAAUAUAUUUUAAUUCCUUUGUAAAAAUGCUAAAACUUUUUUAAUUUUAUGUAUGCAUAUGCAUUAAGUAUUGAAUAAGUUUCUGUAGUCAAUUAAGUGAUUGCAUCCUUUGUAGCAACGAAUUUAUGAAUCUCAAUAAAAUUUCACACCCUUUCAUAUAAUAUAUAUCUAUGUA
Bactrocera tryoni is the source of this 4746-nucleotide messenger RNA. Its product is annotated as zinc finger protein squeeze-like. Gene Ontology annotation, biological process: regulation of transcription by RNA polymerase II. Gene Ontology annotation, molecular function: DNA-binding transcription factor activity; RNA polymerase II cis-regulatory region sequence-specific DNA binding. Bases 1143 to 3038 code for a protein of 631 amino acids. The record is from RefSeq and is a predicted model, not a curated record. Lineage: Eukaryota; Metazoa; Arthropoda; Insecta; Diptera; Tephritidae. The transcript has 3 exons.